Molecule: messenger RNA, 1272 nt
Organism: Dovyalis caffra
Lineage: Eukaryota; Viridiplantae; Streptophyta; Magnoliopsida; Malpighiales; Salicaceae
Source: the annotation of a GenBank genome assembly
AUGGAAGAGGCAGCAGCAGCAGCAAGAGCGGCAGCUGCAGGGAAGGGAACAGUGACGCCAUUCGCUUCAUUGUUUCCCUCGAACGAGGCACAAAAGGCAGCCAAACGAGUUGAGGAGAAGAUUGGAGAGAAGGAAAAAGAGUUAGACUGUAUCAAUGAAUUCGUUACUGAAAACGCCAAUCUCAUUAACCUUGUCUCUAAAUUACCUGAUGAACUUAAUCAUGAGAUCAUGGUGCCGUUUGGGAAAGCUGCUUUUUUUCCUGGUAGAUUGAUACACACUAACGAGUUCAUGGUUCUUCUAGGAGAAGGUUACUAUGCUGAGAGAACAGCUAAGCAAACUGUGGAGAUUUUGACAAGGAGAGGGAAAGUUUUGGAUUCUCAAGUUGAGUCUCUUAAGGCAAAUAUGAGGGAUCUUAAAGCCGAGGCUUCAUUUUUUGAUGUUACAGCUUCUGAGGCUGCGGAGGGUCUUGUGGAGAUAAGAGAAGAUUUUGUGGAGGAAAAUCCUAGCAAAAAAAGUUCUAAAUCAGGCAAGUUCUUGCCUCUUCACCCCCUCUCACAAUUAGCUUUGCUUGGGUUUUCUCCUCAGUCUAGUCCAUUUAACUUUCAGGCUAUAAAUGACAAGAAUGACAACAAAAAUGAUGCGGUUGAAGAUGAUGAAUAUGCCCGCAUAAUGUCUAGGUUGGAUGAACUUGAGAAAGAAGAACUAGAAGCUGAAGAUGAAGAAGUGGAUGCUGAAGAUGACGAUGAGAGCAAUGUUCAGCAACAUGAUGCAGCUGAAAGCAAUGAUGAGAGUGAUACUGGUGAACAAACCGAUGCAACUGAAAGUGACAGUGAAAGCCAUGAAAAUAUGCAAAUGGAAGCUAAAUCCAAUCAACUUCCACAUCAGAUUCAUUCGGAGACUACAAAAUCAGGAGUCGAUAGUUCCAAGGCUUUCACAGGCUCAAUUGUGGAGAGUGCUGACAUUAUUCAAACAAAUUCCCGGCAACAGGCUGUGACUUCACCACAGGCUUCAAAACCAGCAUUUGACAGUUCCAAGGCUACAACAGGCUCCAUUAUGGAGGGUGGUGACCCUAUCCCCACAAAUUUACAACAGUCUGUGACUUCAUCCCAGGCUUCAAAACCAGCAUUUGACAGUUCCAAGGCCUUUACAGGUUCUAUUGUUGAACGCACAUACAAUUUACCAACUUCACGAGGACAACCUACUGUUUCAUCACAGGUAUCUAAUUCUCAACCUUCAAAGCCAGUUUCUAGAUUCAAGAUGCGGAGACCAUAG